This is a messenger RNA of Trichoderma gamsii, 1191 nucleotides long. RefSeq lists its product as hypothetical. Lineage: Eukaryota; Fungi; Ascomycota; Sordariomycetes; Hypocreales; Hypocreaceae. Bases 1 to 1191 code for a protein of 396 amino acids. The record is from RefSeq and is a predicted model, not a curated record. The transcript has 3 exons.
AUGGCCAUGGUCGGGGAAUUCAACGACGAUGAAGAUGGCCGUUGGACUGAUAGUGGCUCGUUGAACCAUCCCAUCAUCAACUCCAAGCCCCUAACUGUUCUGCCAUCACGUUCUCGUCCUAAUCGCUCCUCAACCGCCGCCUCCGCCAGAACCGCAGCCACCACCAUACCGAGGACGCCAGUAGUUAACCUUCAAUUCAUCAACACAGCUUAUCCCGGCGAUUCCACAACGGCAAAGCGCAUCAGCCAGAUCCGAUCUCAUGUAGCCAAGGACUCCCACGCCCGCCGCCGCCAACGCAAGGCUGCCCAAGCAGGGGCAAGUACUGCCACCACCAGUAGCAGCAAGGGGAACAAUAACAUCAUUCUCUAUUCAUCAGCAUCUUCCUCGCCGCCCUAUGUAUUAGCUGCGGACGAUGCCGCCCAAACCGACGAAUCAUACUCCACUUCUGCGAGUCCAGAUGGCCUGCAACACCCACACCAGGCCUGGCAUUCAUCUACAAAUACCGGAUUGGGACACAAGGGGUUUCGGAGAAUUGCCCCGAAAGAAGGCGCUAUGGUGCCGAGGGUGGCUUCGCCUGGCCCGAGGCAGAUGAUUGGCGACACGAUGAAAGAUGCGUGGAACGGACAAUUUGCCUGGGAGCUGUCAGUUGAGGAUUACGGCAUCUUUAAUUACUAUCUGGAAUGGGUCCUCAAGUAUGGCUAUGCGGCUUGCUUCCCUCCCGGCCAGGGCAUCCUCGUAGAGAAGCGCCUGAGGUCGACCUACGUCCCCUUUGCCAUGAGAAACGCUGGUCUUCUAACUCUGAUUCUAUACGUCGCCUACCACCGGCGCGCCAUGAACACAGAUGACCUGGACGAGGCAAUCAAAUGUAACCGCAUGGUGGAGCGCUAUCGGUUGGCUUGUAUAGAGUGGAUCAGGCAUGCCGUCUCUGUGGAGAAGAGGCCGUCUAUCGAGACUGUGGCCAUGGCCCUGAUACUGAGCUCAGAGGCGUUCUUUGAAGCCAACCUCGACACAUCGCUCACCCAUGCCCAAGCUGCGAGAACCAUGGUGUCGGCAAGGGGCGGCCUCGAGUCGUUUGGCAAAACGGGCAUCGAUGGCCUCAUCGGCUUUCUGCUAAGAACAUCUGUGUAUUGCGGCAACUACUUUUACGUUCCGGGGUGCGCUCCUGUUCCCGUUCCUCUCCCUGCAGAGUAA